Messenger RNA from Striga asiatica, 567 nucleotides. NCBI's taxonomy places the organism in Eukaryota, Viridiplantae, Streptophyta, Magnoliopsida, Lamiales, Orobanchaceae. The record is from the annotation of a GenBank genome assembly.
AUGGGUGAUAAAAAGCUAGUUUAUAGUUCUUUUGCACCUAUGGACCUUGAUAGUUCAAAGGCACAUGAAAUGGAUUUUUGUAACCUUGUAAAUGUUCCUGUUGGCCAAAUUCAACAACAGGCCCCUGUUCCCAAGAGUCAGAGGUCUUUUGUUAGGAUUGUCAGGAGUAAAAUUGUUGAGUCUAAAAAUAACCUUGAUAAGCAGGUAGCUUUUUGUGAACCUCAAAGUGAUAAGGCUAAUUUGAAAAGGAAAACCAUAAUUGAUGCUGAGGUGUCUGAUCUUGAUCCGGGUGUUGAACAGGGAGUAGGGUUGACUCAACUGUCAACCAGUGCUACAGCUCUUCAUACUGGUGAUGACAGGGUGAGGAGACAAACCAGGGGGAUGGCUCUGGAAGUUCACAGCUGGCAAUACUCUAGGGAUGAGGGCAGGUGCUAUUUAGUGGAGGAUGUGCUAGUGAAACAUCGGAGAUGGUUGAAAGAUGGACUGGGUGUUGCUGUGACUAUAUGUUUUGCUGGGGGCCGUGUUGGAUCUGGUAGGGGAGUCCAUGUGGACAUGUCCAUUGUGUAG